UCAUCGUACACCUGGAAACACUUGGCUUGCCGACGCCGGGGAGUGCCUCGUUGACGUGUUGACCUUUGCCACCACUGCUAUUUCUCCCUCCGUGACCGCCAUUUUCCAGCCAAACGUCGUGGGAUGAUAGAGAACGGCGCCAUGUACAAGGGACGAGGACUGGCGGGGGCGGCGCCGGCUCAGACAGGACCAGGAGGAAUGGAGGACAGGAGGGCGCCGAGAUACGGGACGCGGCCUCAAUAUGGUUUUGACAAAAUCAAGGAGCGGGUGAACUCUGAGCUCAGGGGGCCACAGAUUGACCUGCCACCCCUCGACAUUGCUGAGAAGAAGUUCAAUGCUAACAGCCGCCUCUUUGUGGGUAACCUGCCACGGGACAUCCCCUACGAGGAGCUCAAGUCCAUCUUCUCCAAGUACGGUGAACUGGGGCAGGUCUACUUCAACAAGGACGGAGCCUACGCCUUCAUUAACUUUGACUACCGCGCCAAUGCAGAAAAGGCCAAGCGUGAGUUGCAGGGGACGGAGGUCCGUCACCGUCCCCUCAAGAUCCGCUAUGCCUCCAUCACCACCGGCGUGCGUGUCAAGAACCUCACCGGCUGUGUGUCCAAUGAGCUGCUAGAGAAGGCUUUCAACGUCUUCGGCCAGGUCAGUGUGUGUGUUUGUGUUAGAAAGAGUGAGCAACUGGAAUUUUCUUGUUUUGUUUUGUUUUUAUGGAUAUGUAUACAUGGAUGUGCUAUUUACUGAGGCUAACACAUGAAGAUAAACAGACAUUUCCAGAGAGAGGGAGUGAGAGAGAGAGAGAAAGAGAUUGGAAGACUUUUCGUAUCCUCAUGAAGUCAGGAUUUAUUUAUUUAUAUAUAUUUAUUUCAUAUACCAGCUGUCAUGUUAUGAAUGGAAAAGGGGAUAAUUGUGAAACGACUAAUUGGAAAAAAAAAAUUGCAUUGUUUUGACUUUUGAUGUGGCAAGAUAGUUGGUUUUAGUUGUAUGCUAUAAUAAAAAAGUAGAUAUUCUCUUUAUUUUCAAGCUUUCAUUUGCUUUGUUAAAGUAAUGGUGGCACUUUUGAUGUGUUUAGUAAAAACUUUUGUCAUUGAUAUUCAGGAUUUGUAGCAUAUAUUGAUUUAUCAUUGUCAUCCAAUAUAUUUGUAAGUUUCAUAUUGUUACUCAUGAAAAGUUUUGGGAGGUUUCUUAUUUUGAUAUUGUCUGGAGAGGUCUGAGAAUAAUUGUAAAGAAUGUGUUUGUGUUUUAGGUGGGUUGAGUUCUUACAAAACUCAACUCAGCUCAACCCUCUUAGUGUUGAGUUAACUAAAUUAAACCCAACACUAACUCAACUUGAUACUCCCCUCUUGAAAGAGUUCAAGUUGUAGGCAGGAGGAAAUACAGACAAAAAGAGACUGUUGCAGAGUUUACUAAUUGAAGGGAUGAAGAAUGAAGAUGCUGGUUAACUCUUGCAGAAGGGAUUUGGAUAGAAUAGGGAUAAGCAAGAGUAGAAAGAAAUGUGCAGCAGGACUGCGGCAGAGUGGGAGAUGCAGUUAGCAAGUUCAGAGGAGUGGUUAGGAUUGUAAUAUCAAUAGAAAUUAGAAAGUGAUGCAGUAUUGUGGCAGAAUUUAAGAGAUGGAAGACUGUCAGUAAGAGAAGGGGAGUUAAUGAGAUGAAGAGCCUUUGACUCCACUCUGUCUAGCAGAGCUGUGUGAGUGAAGCCCCCACACAUGAGAUGCAUACUCCAUAUGAGGGCAGACAAGGCCCUUGUGUAUGGAUAACAUAUAAGGGGGGGGGAAGAACUGGUGGAGAUGAUACAGAACGCCUAACUUGAGGAAGCUGUUUUAAUAGAGAGGAGAUUAUGAAGUUUCCAGUUAAGAUUUUGAGUUAAGGAUAGACCGACAAUGUUUAUUGUAGAAGAGAGGGACAGCUGUGUGUCGUUGAAGAAUAAGGGAUAGGUGUUUCGAAGAUUAUGUCGAGUUGACAGGUGGAGAAAUUGAAUUUUAAAGGCAUUGAAGGACAUCAAGUUCCUUCUGCUCCCUUCAGAAAUGAUAGAAAGUUCUGAGGUUAAACAAUCUGUAACAUCGAGCCUAGUGUCUUGUAUUUCCUGAAGGGACUAUCUUCUGUUAAAAGAUUCUGAGUAAUGGAGAGUAGAGUCAUCAGUGUAGGAGUGGAUAGGACAUUGUUUUGAAAAGAUCAUCAAUGAACAACAAAUAUAAAGUGAGAGAUAGAACAGUCAUGUGGGAUACCACUGUUGAUAGGUUUAGGGGAAGAACAGCGAUCAUCGGUUAGAAAGGACACUGGAGAUAAAAGCAAGUCACUGGUUGGUUCUGAUAACUAAACCCUUUCCAUCCAUGAUGCAGAUGUCGGCGUCACAGUAUGGAAAGGGUCAAGAGGAAAUGGAAGAGGAUUAAUCCUCUUCUGAAGCUCUCAAUCCUCCUCUAAAUUCCUCUUAAUCCUCUUCCAUUUCCUCUUAAGAGGUUUAGAAGAAGAUUAAGAGAAAUGGAAGAGGAUUAAGAGGUUUAGAAGAGGACUAACCCUUUCCAUACGGUGAUGCCGACGUCGUCGUUGCCGGAGUGAAGGUGUUAAGUAGCCCUUUUUAAAGGAUUUCUUGUUUCACCUGUCCGAAAGGUAAUUUAUUUUCCCAUUACAGUAAGAGCUCACAACAUCAUUGAUAGGUUCUUGGAAACUGACUAUUAGCAAAAUGAUAUAUGAUGGAAUAAAUUUUGCUGUAGGGUACUGAUAUGAAAAAGAGUUAGGUACCUGGAGCAUGUAUCUUGUCACAAGAACAUCACCCGACUAUCAAAUGAAGACACAGAACACUUCUUACAUCAAGUACUGAAACAGAUGUGAGCAAGUUGUGCAAAGCCCUGCAGAGCACGUUAACAAGGGCUGCACAUUGUUGGCAGCAAGGACGAAGCAUCCAUCAUUUUCUAUCCUACUCCAAUUGCCCAAAGACAUCAUACUACUGCCUAUUAUUUAUUAAUGCACGUUUCUAUAAUUUUUGGGCAAUGAAAACAAUUAUACGGGUUGUGAGAACUGGAUCCUAGCCACAAGCAGAUGUAUGGUUGCAGUACACUUCAUCAGUUUUCAUUUUACCGUAAAAUGUAAUAUCUUUUUUUUUCCUUCGUAAUUUUAACAAUACGACAUUGAAGGAAAGUACUUUAUUCAAGGACUUACUGUACUACUAUCAUCUUCCUUCCAGAGUAUCAUGGUGCCAAUGGGGAGGGAUUUGGACUAGACAUGAUUGCUUUUGUUCUAAGAGAUGAAAAUAUAAUUAAUUGGAGCUUUUGUUUUUCUCCAAAUUUUUGAGCUGUGUUAGGACUUUUAUUUUUGCUUUAGUUUGUUUUGUAUUGUUAUUUCUUCUUUAUGCUGCCUCUUAUUUUUUUGGAAAAAAAGGGUGUUUGGCAGAUUUUGUAGGUUAACUGGAUGAAUGGUCAUUGACACAUGAUGGUGCUGCUUGGGGGCAUCCUGGCGUUAAGUCUUGAGCUCCAGCAGUGUUCAUUGUGCCUGGGCUGGGGCUCCAGCGUUGUGUUUACAUUGCUUUUCCUCUUGAUAAGGCAUCUUGUUACACUUGGGGCCUGUUGUGGGUACUGCCAUGCAGAAUACAGCUACCUCCCCAUGAGUGUUGUUUAUUAUGUGUCAUUUGAUGCUGUGGCCCAACAAACAACAGAGUUCUGUUGAAAUUGAACGACUCACUACAUUAGCGUUCCCUGAGAUUUCUGCUGUUUGUUGAGCUGCAUCAUCAGGUGAUGGGUGUCAGACAAUGCUUAUGUGAUGGAGGCAUUACCACCUCUUAUAAUGAUGGACAUGGUACUGGACAUUGGCAGCUGCAUCAGUAAUUAAUAUUAACCAGGAUGUUUUACCAUUGCUGUCCCAUCAGCAGCUAGAAAUACAUCUGACACUAAUUAGUCAGGAGCAGUGACUUUGCUCUUUAUAUGUAUUAUUAUUAUGUAAGCUAAUUUAUUUAUUUAUUUAUUUAUUUAUUCUUUUUGUGCACUUGCACUGUUCACUGUAGAGAAAUGCUGUGUGACAACCUGGAGUGGAUGUGUUGGUAAGACAGAACACAUAAUUCCUUUUUUUUUCUUGAAAGCCAGUCUGACCUUAGGCCUUAGCUUCUAUUCAAGACAUCAUGUCAUGUCAGUGACUACCCUGUGGAAUGCCGAGUUUGAAUGAUGUACGAAUGCUUGAUGCAACUCAUUUCAGUGAGUGGUCUAACUGCCUCAUACCUCAAAAGCUUUCUCCUUACUUUGGGUGCAAUUUUCACCCUGGCUGUAAGGAAGCUGGGUUGUGGGGUGCUUAUUAGUGUUAUUCUAAUAUUAAUGUACAGAAUACUCAUCAGAAUGGUCACAUGACUGUUUUGAAUCAGUACCCUGCCUUGCCGGGAAACAGCCUCAGAUUAUUUUAUUCUCAUCAUUAUUAUUUAUUUUUUAUUUUUAUCACAUUAUUAUUAUUAUUAUUAUUAUUAUUAUUAUCAUUACAAUCUCCUUGUUGUAGUAGUUGCUGCCAUUAAUACAUGAUCUUUGUUACCUUUUUACAGGAUACGACUCCUAAUACAGGGAAGGAUUUGUUUCCCUUCUUGUCCUUUUAUAGAGGUCUGGAACGUAUAUGUUCUAAAAAGUACAGUAGAGAAUUCAAUGGACAACUAUAUUACUUUAAGAAUGUAGCAAUGUGUGGGUGUGGGUAUGUGUGUGCGUGUGUGUGUGUGUUUACCUAGUCGUGAUAUAUGGGAAAGGAACUACAUUCAUACUGUCCCAUCUAUAUCUACUAUUAUUUAACUUGGCCUUAAGUUCAUUAAUUGUCCUUGCAUGAACCACAUCCUUUUCCAGGCCAUUUCAGGCCUCCAAUACUGUUUGUGGAAAGCUGUUGUAAAUAUCAUUUACUACAGGCAUCUUUUUUCAUCUUCCUCCCGUGGCCUCUUGAUACUUGUAUCCCAUGUUAUUAGAUCUCCCUUGUCCACUUCCUCCAUCCCAUUCAGCACCCUAUACCCUGCAAUCAGGUCUCUCUUCCUCCUCUGUUCCAUUGUCAGUAAAUUCAACUGCUUCAGUCUUUUCAUAUGAUAAAUCUAUUAGUCUUGGAACCAACUUUGUUGCUGCCCUCUGAAUCCUCUCUACUUUUCCUAUAUUCAACUUUGUACUUAGCGACCACACUGUUGCUGCAUAUUCCAACCUUGGGCAUAUCACUAUUUGUGUGUGUGUGUGUGUGUGUAUGUGUGUGUGUGUGUGUGUGUGUGUGUGUGUGUGUGUGUGUAUUUACCUAGUUGUAUUUACUUACAGGGCCUGAACUAUACGUGUGUGGUUCUGUCUCCAAAUCAAUAUUAGUCCAGUUUGCCCUUAAAAUGCUGCACAUUCAUUGCCUCUAUCACUACUACUUCUAAUGCAUUCCAAAUAUUUCUAUUUCUAUGGGAAAAACUACUUUUUGUGUCAUUGAAGACUACUCCUUUUCUCAGAUUUUUCUUGUGCCCUCCUAACUCCCUGACUUCUCUCUUCCCCUUUUCAUUAAUAGAUCUGUAUUAUCUGACUCCUCCAAGUUAUUCGUGAGUGUGUGUGUGUGUGUGUGUGUGUGUGUGUGUGUGUGUGUGUGUGUGUGUGUGUGUGUGUGUGUACAGAUGGAGAUAAAGUUGUGGGCAAAAAUCUCCAUUCCCCUUACUUUAAACUCAAUGUUGGUGUGACUCAUCAGCCACUCUCUGCACGGCAAGUCACUCUCCUCCCCUGCCAGCUCGCAUCUCACUCUACUUUUCCUCCCUCCACUCCUACUCGGUGACUUGCUGCACAGAAAAUUGCUACAGAGUCAUAAUGGGCUAGAGUAAGGUGGAUCAACAUUUUUGUCUGCAGCUGUACCAGGGCACGAAGGAGGCACAUAUACCCAGCCUUUACUUGGACCACCUGAGGCUUGACAGCAAUGGGAUAGAAUGUUACUGAGUGCUUUGUGGGCAUUGGUUCACACCUUUAUUUCAGCUGUUUGCUGUCAGUGUGGAUAUGAGCAGCAGACAUGGGCAAAGGGCUGCAGUCAAGCAUGGGGAAUAUUUUGUUAUACCAUUACCUGCUGUUGGUUGGAGUGGAGAUUUCUGCAGUAAUGAAAAAAUGCCAGAUUACAGUUAUUGUAUAUAAACAGUGCAAUAGGUAGAGCCUGGAGUGUUAUUAAUUAUGAAGUCUUUAAACUCAACAUACCAUAAGAUGGAGAAAUCAUAAUAAAGAGAAUGAAGUAGAAGAUAGAUAUUUACAUAAUUAUUAAGGCUGGCUAGCUAAUAUGGUCAUUUAAGAAAAGAUAAUUUAAGAAGAAUAUAAGUACCUAUCUAGUUAGAUUUCAGUGGUAAUAAUAGAGGAAUACAAACUAAAGUGCCUCUAUAACUUAGUGGAUACAACCUAGUCAUGAAUCCAUGGGCCUGGGCUGUUACACAUCAGGUUCAAGGGGAUAGAGAUGAGUGCCGAUGCAUCGUUUAGCUGUAGUGUAUGCCCCUAUAUCUAAUACAAACAGGGGUUUAUGGUAUAUGAUUACAUUAUUGCUGCACCCAUAUGUUAUACACUUUCCACCUGAAUGCUGCGAUAACAUGUGUUAAUAUUUUGACUACCAUUCUCUGUUCAGGGACAAUAGACUAACCUUAGCUAUAUUUGAAACUAUUUUCUAAUAGAAACUCAGGGAUUUAUUAUGAAGCUAUUCUCAUACAAAAUGAAAAUGUUAGCCUCACAAUUUUUACUUGCACUUAACUGUGCACGAUAUUGUUGCAUUUCAUACACACAAGCCAGAAUCAUUGCAGACUAUAUUCUGCAUUCUCACGUGUUCUAAGAUGUAACUUCCUGUAGCUAACUGAAAUUACUUGAAAAUCUCACAUUUAACUUUUGUCCAUAAUUGCUGUGGGACUGUAAAACAUAAGUUGUGAUAAUUAUAGUGUGUGUAUAAAUGAUAUACAGCUUUAUCAUGCACACUUAAGUAUAAAUUGAAUUUAUGUAG
Eriocheir sinensis (Chinese mitten crab) is the source of this 6924-nucleotide messenger RNA. RefSeq names its product hrp65 protein-like. Lineage: Eukaryota; Metazoa; Arthropoda; Malacostraca; Decapoda; Varunidae. The transcript has 3 exons. The coding region runs from base 124 to 741 and encodes 205 amino acids. The record is from RefSeq and is a predicted model, not a curated record. Gene Ontology annotation, molecular function: RNA binding. Gene Ontology annotation, biological process: regulation of DNA-templated transcription. Gene Ontology annotation, cellular component: nucleus.